Harpegnathos saltator (Jerdon's jumping ant) is the source of this 4009-nucleotide messenger RNA. RefSeq names its product spastin (gene spas). Gene Ontology annotation, cellular component: microtubule cytoskeleton. The transcript is spliced from 7 exons. Gene Ontology annotation, molecular function: microtubule severing ATPase activity; ATP hydrolysis activity; ATP binding. The coding region runs from base 466 to 2625 and encodes 719 amino acids. Lineage: Eukaryota; Metazoa; Arthropoda; Insecta; Hymenoptera; Formicidae. The record is from RefSeq and is a predicted model, not a curated record.
GAGCAUCGAUUCUUCGAGCGUCGACCAGCGGACGUCCUCAUUGGUGGUGUGAGGAUUCGUGCCGGGAAUAUCGGAGAGUGUCCGAGGCGGAUCAAAACAAGCGAUGCUCGAGCCGAGCAAGCGCUCGCUCUCCUCCGUUGGCUGCCGCUUCGCCGAGAAGGAACGCCAGGAAGAAACGUGUGAGUCGUCGCCACCGCCGUUCUGCGGCCGUUUGUUCCAGGAGGCUAGCCGUAACGCGUCGUAACGCGACCCACCGCGGCGUCUCCUUCACCUCCUCCGCCCCCUCUUUCUUCGGCCAGGCGGGAUUUCAACCCGAGGAAACAAUGUAGGCUACCCGCCGCGGCACCCCUGUCGUCCCUCGAUCGCGCCGUCGGGGAUGUCGGCACGGCCGCUUGUGGCUGUCAUCGUCGACGACUACGAGCAGCGCAGUCACACAGACAUAGCGAGCGUGAACACCCGUGGGAGAUGUCUUACAGCGAUGGCGCGCGCCCAACACGAAAAUUCGGCACGAAGUCGCCGAAGAAGCUGUGCGUGACCAAGAGCGAGAACGGCGACAAGAUCACGACGACGGUCAACUGCGGCGGCCAUCAUCACCACAAUCACUUUCAUCACAACCACCACCGCUUCCUGGACGGCUCGCAACCGUCGGUGCACAAGCGCAAUCUAUACAUCGUUUCUUUCCCAUUGAUAUUGCUGUUCAACGUGCUGAGGACUCUGUUAUAUCAGCUGUUUGUGGUAUUCAGGUAUCUGUAUACCUCUACGUCUCAUCUGAUCCAGCGCAGACAGGCGUCCAAGCAGGCCUGUCAGCUGGAGAUUGUUGUCGGUCAGAAAACAGCGGAUGGUCUGUCCAAUCGUUUGAUCAACGGCAAUCAGGUAGAGGGAGAAAACAUGUCUCAGGUAUCCAGGCGCUCCAUUGGACCGGGUCCAGCGGAUCCUUUGCUGGCCAAGCAGAAGCAUCAUCAUCGCAGAGCUUUUGAGUUUAUCAGCAAGGCACUGAAGAUUGACGAGGAUAAUGAAGGGCAGAAGGAAAUGGCUAUUGAAUUGUAUAAGAAAGGAAUCGGGGAACUGGAGAAAGGCAUAGCCAUAGAAUGCAACGGUGGACAUGGUGAAAUAUGGGAGCACGCUCAGAGACUUCACGACAAGAUGCGUACGAAUUUAAUAAUGGCGAAAGAAAGGCUCGAGUAUCUUGUGAGUGUGUGUGAGCUGAGAAAGCUGGGUAUCAACAAUGAAUAUCGCGCGCCUGGAAAUAAAACGGACGACGAACAUCCAGGAAAGCAUCUGAGGGCUCGCCGCAAUAUACACACUUUUCAAACCUCGACACGAGCCGGCACACCCAAUACCAAUCACAAUAAGAACACAAACAAUAGUACACAUACAGUUAACACCGGGCAGACUAUAUGUACGCAAAUUCCCAAGUUAAGGCCACGUUCUCCAAAAAACUGUUGCGCUCACGCCGCCGAAGCAUCCGGCAGAAAGCUGUCGGUGCCUGGCAAGCGGCCGACGGGGACUCCCUUGAGCAAGAGCCAGACAUUGCCUCGAAACAUGGGCAGAUCAGCGCCUAUCCAGCCUUGCCAUAGGACCAUGCCGAUUAAACCGUCCUCAACGCCACCCUCCGUGAAGCGACAGCUAUCCGUGCCUGGGAAUGGCUCGCCUAUAAGACGCCCGGGAACACCCACUACCUCAAGCAGUAACAGGAGUACACCGACCAGGAAGGUACCCAUUCUGAAGGGAGUGGACCCGAAGCUCGCGCAACUGAUUCUCGACGAGAUCCUGGAAGGCGGUGCGCCGGUGCAGUGGGAAGACAUCGCUGGUCAAGAGACUGCGAAGCAAGCCUUGCAGGAGAUGGUGAUUUUGCCGUCACUCCGGCCCGAACUGUUCACCGGCCUGCGAGCACCUGCGAGGGGAUUGUUACUGUUCGGCCCACCGGGAAAUGGAAAGACACUGUUGGCGCGCGCCGUUGCGACUCAGUGCAACGCGACGUUCUUCUCCAUCUCCGCCGCUAGCCUCACGUCCAAGUACGUCGGGGAAGGUGAAAAAUUGGUGAGAGCUCUGUUCGCGAUCGCACGGGAGUUGCAGCCGUCUGUUAUUUUCAUCGAUGAGGUGGACUCGCUGUUGAGCGAAAGGAAAGACAACGAGCACGAAGCUUCAAGGCGACUGAAAACGGAAUUCCUAGUCGAGUUCGACGGCUUGCCGUGCAAUCCCGAGGAAAGGGUGCUCGUCAUGGCUGCUACUAACAGACCGCAAGAACUGGACGAGGCUGCGCUGAGGCGAUUCACGAAACGCGUGUACGUCACUCUACCGGACCUGCAAACGAGGAUCGUAUUGCUCCAGAGGCUCCUGGCCAAGCACAACGAUCCGCUGACGGCCGAGGAGUUGAACGAGAUGGCAGUCAUGACUGAGGGAUACUCCGGAAGCGAUUUGACUGCAUUGGCUAAGGAUGCAGCACUUGGGCCUAUCAGAGAACUGAAUCCAGAUCAGGUGAAAGAAUUGGACCUCAAUUCCGUUCGUAAUAUCACGAUGCAAGACUUCCAUGAUUCCCUAAAGAGAAUUCGCAGAUCCGUCUCGCCGGCUAGUUUAGCUGCCUAUGAGAAAUGGAGCUUCGAGUACGGGGAUGUCAGUCUUUGAUCUCGAAUAAGCCGCUCGUACGAGAGGCUGCAGCAGCUGCAGCCGCGUUUUAUUUGAAUGUGAUCCGUCGAUACUCCGCCGAACGUUAACGCAACUUUGCAUUUUUAUUCUUAUAAAUGAUGUAUUUGUGCUUGAUAAGAAAUGGCGAUGAAAACGGAACAGAGAAAGAGAAGAGCGAGAGAAGAGCUAUGUUCUCCGAUUUCUAACUGUGAGAAUCCCGACUCGCGCAUUCUCGUGGCAUAUUACGAGCCUUCGACAGCUCUGAUUCUCAUUUCAACACAUUACUUUGCACCGGAGCGACCUUCGCGACGAAUAGCAUAACUAGAUUCUCAAGCAAUAAUACUUAAUGUCGAGUGUAUUUUCGGAUUACAGUUCGCACAUUGAUUUUACCAGAUAUAUAAUACUCCACGCUCCAUCCAAGUGAUCGAGUACAUUCGCAUUCGCAGUUCAACGCGUAGCUUUAAACUGUUAGGAUUGAGACGCUUUACCACCGUAUUGUUUAUAUAUUUAUUAUUCUCCUACGAUUCUCAGUUCCUUUUCCACAUACGAUAGCUAGUGUUCGCGAGAUUCACGACGUAUGCUCGCAUAUUACGAUAAGUUGCACUUAGUGUCGGAAUGUUAGUUAUGUGUUAACAGUUGAUGUUAAGUAUUUGCAAAACGAUAAAAAUACCUUACCGCCUUAGAUUGAGAUUCAGAAGGCUACUCGAGCACGCACACACAUACACACACACACACACACUCCGCGGUCAUGGAGAAUGCGUCAUCAUACAAUUCGACUAUUGUUAUUUAUCAAGUUGACACGAACGAGAGUUAAUAACAAUAUCGUAAGGCACGACCCGUGACACAUUAUUAUCGCAACGGUAGAAAGACUGCAUUCGCAAACGAAACAUCGCACGUCCAAUCAGAUAAUAAAAUAAAAAAGAAAAAGUAAUCGAUGACGAGUAGACGUCGAAGAGAGACGUUAUAGUUAUUUAUUCGGUGUACACAGCGAGAAGGGAGACGCACCGUGAACGUCGUAGGGCGGCGUGUUGAAAUUUGCACGUUAGGAGAUGCGCGCGGUCGCAGAGGCGAACGGCCGCUGUCGUUACGCGUCAAUUCUUGUAUAGAUCACACUGAUAGAUGUACUUCUUAAAGUGUUGCGAAUGUUAAUCUUGUUACGUUUGAUACCGAUUCAGAGAUUCGUUUGACGUUUGUUGAUAUACCGAUGCGUUUAAGGAACCACACGGCAACCAUGAUGCACGCUUGUGCAGGAGGAGAAAGGAACAGAAAACGAGGGGGAGAGAAGAAAAGGAAUAAACGAAAGGGGAAAUAUGAGAUUCUGUUUUGAUACAAAAUUCUAUAAGAACACAACGAACUGAGAGAAUAUAAUCUGUGCUAUAUGGAA